UCAGUUCCUGUUUGCAUUAAUCUAAUCUAUACUAAUUUGUUUUGAUCUUUUGAAUUUUAUGGUUAAUGGCGAGGUGACAACAAGAUCUUAUGAUGGAUGGAAAUAGAUGGGCAGAUUUUGGUGCAUCAGCUGUAAAUAAAGAGAAUGAUGACGACGAUUGGGCAGACUUUGGAGGUUUCGAGUCUGCUACACCAGCUGCAAAUGCAAGUAGUGCACCUGGAUCUCUAAUCACAUGGGCUGCAGUUGCCUCACCACUAUCAUCACCCAGCACAACUGCAACAUCAUCACCUAAUCCUGUGCCGUCAUUCAACACUUCAAGUGAAACUGGCAAAAUUCCAACUUCUUCAAUCCCUAAUGCUCCAGCUGUUAAUGACCACGCAGACUUUAUUGGCUCAUUCCUUUUAAACAAUCAAAAUGUCUCUCCAGAGACAUCUGCAUCGUCAGGAAAAUCUUUGAAAGAAGAAGAAAACAAGCCUGACUACAAGACAGAAUAUGACAGCUUCCACGCAGAUUUUUCUUCUUUUCUGAAUGAAGCAUUAACUGAACCAAUGGAAUCAAUUUCAGAUCCAUGGGAGGAUGUUAGCAAAGAACAAGGUCAAAAACUUCAGACACAAGCCAGUUAUACAAAUGGUGAAAAUUCAGCUGUGACAAAUACAAAAUUUGUUUCAUCAAACAUCACAGCUGUAAAUCAGGAAACACAAGAAAACAGUCCUAAUGCAUUUGAUACUUUAGAUAAAGAAGUGUCAUCAGCCCAAGACAUACUAUCGGUUGUAAUGGCACAACAACAGCCAAGUUCAUUGUUUGAAAAGCCAACAGACAGUGUUCACAGGGAACUUACUCUGCAGCUUCAAGAUGCAAAAAAAGCAAACAAGGAACUUGAGGGGAAGGUGGAUGGACUUCAAGGAAAAUUAUCCAUUUCUGAACAAGAAAAAGUAAUGUUACAAAAGGACCUAGAUGCACUUCUAAAAAAGGACAAAGCUCUUGAAGAAGAAUCACAGAAUCUUACUGAAAUGCUUGCCAAACAAACUGAGAAAUAUGAACAUCUCCAGGAACAGCAUGAAAAUCAAGUAAAAGAGAUUAGAAAAGCUGGCCAUGAUACCCUGGCUGUAAUUGUGGAAGAAUACAAGGAAUUAUCCAGAAAAGCUGUUUUGGAACAACAAGAAUGCAACAAGAAUGAAAUGGAAAAGCUUUUGGAAGAUCAAAGAAAGAAAUUUCAGGACUUCCUCCAAGUUCAGCGAGAGAGCUUUGAAAGAACUUUACAAGAGGAGAAGAAACAGAAUGAACAAAAAGCAAGUGUUUUGUUAGAUGAAGAAAAACAAAGGCACAAGGAGGAGAUCGAAUCUUAUCUUGAACAAGAACGAUCAAAGAGUAAAGAAGCCUUAGACAAAGCUAUUGAGGAUGCAAAACAACAGUGCGCAGAAGCUGUUGAAGCUGCGAGAAAAGAGGAGAGGAGAAAAUAUGAGGAAUUCAUUACAGAACAUGAGGAAGCCGUCAAAACAAUAACAGACCGCGAAGGACACAGGCUACAAAGACUUGUGGAGGAUGUUAUGAAAGAAGAGAGAGAAGCCAACAAAGUUGUUUUGGAAGAGGCUCUGAAAGAGGAAAGGCAGAAAGGGAAGGAGUUUGCUGAGGAAAUAAAGGAGGAGACAAAGAAAGAAAUGUUGGAAUACUCACGAGUUAAACAAGAGGCUGACAGAGCUGCUCGUCAAAAGUACCUUCAUGGUCUGGACCUAUUUUUGGAGAGCGCAAGGGCUCAGCUGAAAAUGCUGAUGGAGGACCAACGUAAUAAAGACCCCAGCAGCGACUAGACAAUGUUGUAGUGAUUACAGCUAAAAUAAGAAUGACAACAAAAAUUCCUAACUAUUAAGGCACAAGGUGUUUCAGUAAUUUUCUUUAAGGGACAAUCUAGUCGCUUUUUUCGUAAGGAAGGUUGAUAGUUUGUUUCUUUUUAUAAUAGGUAGUUAUUUUUUUAAUAAUUAAUAGGCAAGUGAAUUUGAUACAGUGGUAUUGUGGGUGUUUUCAUUAUCGAAUCUCACUUACUAAUGAUUUCUGAGAAAUCAUCUAAUGCACGUUUGCAAUGGUCGACGUUUAGAUAAACAUCAAAACUCGUCAAAUUUCUUUAAAAAUAAACCGUACACAGACAGUAA
Stylophora pistillata is the source of this 2147-nucleotide messenger RNA. RefSeq lists its product as uncharacterized. Gene Ontology annotation, biological process: Golgi to lysosome transport. The record is from RefSeq and is a predicted model, not a curated record. Gene Ontology annotation, cellular component: trans-Golgi network. Lineage: Eukaryota; Metazoa; Cnidaria; Anthozoa; Scleractinia; Pocilloporidae.